AUGGCUUCCAGCUUCUGCACCUCCGCGGGUUCUGUUAAGGGUUGGGCUCGGGCACCCUCCGUCUGCUCUACCGGCGCCACUUACCGCCCGGAGACCUACCUGUCCCACUUCUGCCAACCACUGGGCUGCGUGUCCAGCCCCUGCAGGCCUGGAGGCUCCUUGCCCAAGUCCUUCCUAGCCACAACCUGCCACCCAGGUAGCCGCCUGCCGGGGUCAUGUCCCCUGCCUUGCUCGGUUGGGGGGUCCAGCUGGUAUUGCGAUGCCAGCCUCCAGAGCAGCGAGAAGGAGACCAUGCAGAUGCUCAAUGAUCGUCUGGCCAACUACUUGGAGAAGGUGCGCCAGCUGGAGCGAGAGAACGCCGAGCUGGAUACCAAGAUCCGCGACUCCUGUCAGGCCCAAAUGCCCACCAUGGGCCCCGACUACCAGUCCUACUUCCGAACCAUUGAGGAGUUGCAACAGAAGGUCCUGUGCACCAAGGCGGACAAUGCCCGGCUGGUGGUGCAGAUCGAUAACGCCAAGCUGGCCGCGGAUGACUUCCGCACCAAAUACGAGACGGAACUGACCCUCCGCCAGCUGGUGGAGGCCGACAUCAACGGUCUGCGCCGCAUCCUGGAUGAGCUGACCCUGUGCAAGGCUGACCUGGAGGCCCAGGUGGAGUCGCUGAAGGAGGAAUUGCUCUGUCUGCGGAAGAACCAUGAGGAGGAGGUGAAUGCGCUGCGCUGCCAGCUCGGAGACCGGCUCAACAUAGAGGUGGACGUGGCCCCUCCUGUGGACCUGAACCGGAUUCUGGAAGAGAUGCGGGCCCAGUACGAGGGGCUGGUGGAGAACAAUCGGAGAGAUGUGGAGCAGUGGUUCAAUACUCAGAUGGACGAGCUGAACCAGCAGGUGGUAACCAGCUCAGAGCAGCUGCAGUGCUGCCAGUCGGAUAUCAUUGAGCUGAGACGCACCGUCAAUGCACUGGAGAUUGAGCUGCAGGCUCAGCACAGCAUGAGAAACUCCCUUGAGUCCACGCUGGCGGAGACCGAGGGCCGCUACGGCUCCCAGCUGGCCCAGAUGCAAGGCCUGAUUGGCAACGUGGAAGCGCAGCUGGCGGACAUCCGGUGUGACCUGGAGCGGCAGAACCAGGAGUACCAGCUGCUGCUGGACGUCAAGGCCCGGUUGGAGGGGGAGAUAACCACCUACCGCCGACUGCUGGAAAGCGAGGACUGCAAACUUCCCAGCCACCCGUGCACCACUCCCUGUGUGCCCUGCGGGCCCCGCCCGGUCUGUGCACCGUGUACCCCCUGCGGCCCCGGGCGAUACUAA
Tachyglossus aculeatus (Australian echidna) is the source of this 1305-nucleotide messenger RNA. Its product is annotated as keratin, type I cuticular Ha2-like. The record is from RefSeq and is a predicted model, not a curated record. Lineage: Eukaryota; Metazoa; Chordata; Mammalia; Monotremata; Tachyglossidae. The coding region runs from base 1 to 1305 and encodes 434 amino acids. Gene Ontology annotation, molecular function: structural molecule activity. The transcript has 7 exons.